CCAAAUAAGCACAAAGAAGAAGAAGAAGAAUCAGACGUCGCAGGAGCUCACGCGGCCACCGUAGCGUUACUUCACGUAAACAUGGCGUCUGACGAAGAUAGCGAUGAGGAUUUCGUUAGUUAUGGAACUCCUUUAGAGCCUCUGGAAGAAGACGAACCCAUUAGGAAGCCAGUACCUGUGCACGAGCAGACGGUUAAAGAUGAGAAGGGCCGAUACAAGAGAUUUCACGGUGCUUUCACUGGCGGCUUCUCCGCUGGUUACUUCAACACAGUCGGCACUCAAGAAGGCUGGACUCCAUCAACAUUUGUAUCAUCUCGACAGCAAAAGGCAGAGAGACCGAGUGCUAGACCAGAGGACUUUAUGGAUGAAGAGGAUUUUAGUGAGCAUGGUAUUGCCCCUCGGGAGAUUGUCACCACGGCUGAUUUUGCAUCUGAGAGGAAAGAUCAGUUGAAGGACAAGGCUCGAGCGGUCAGCUCUCUUGCUGCUCUGAUACCUGGAGACACUGGACUGCUGGAGGAGCUCAUUGCCCCUGCAAGGUCAUCCAUUGGUGUGGAGCUGCUGAGAAAAAUGGGCUGGAAAGAUGGCCAGGGAGUCGGACCAAGAGUGAAGAGAAAGCAUCGCAAGCAAAACACUGAUGCGAUUAAAGUGUAUGGCUGUGUGAUGCCGCCCAAUGGAUCAGAGGAGUCAGAGGAGGAAGAUGAUGAAUUUGCUCCAGAGAAUGUGACCUUUGCCCCCAAAGAUGUAGUCCCAGUGGACUUCACCCCUAAAGUCGACUCACAUGGUCUGGGUUACAGAGGGCUCAACCCACUUCAGGCCUUGGGUGGCGGAUCAGAAUCAGGACAUAUAAACCUCUUCACGCUUCAGUCUGACAGAGCAAGCAGCUUAUUUGGAGACAGAAAUUCAGGACAGAAACGCAGGGGAGGGAUUGGAGGACAGGCUUUUGGUGUUGGUGCAAUGGAGAACGAAGAUGUCGAUAUUUAUCAUAAAGACUCCAUGUCCAACUAUGAUACUGUUUUGGGAGGAGAAGAACCAGGGGAUGGACUCUAUGGAUGGACCGCACCCCAGCAGUACAACAGGAAGAAGAAUGACUCAAAAAGAGAUGUGAUGUAUUCGGGCAGGAUUCUGGAUGGGUUUGCAUUGGCCUCCCAAGGCACAGAGAUUAAAACGGUCUAUCCUCCCCCUGAUUUGCCCCGUGAUUAUCGGCCCGUGCAUUAUUUCCGUCCUGUGGUCGAUUUGUCCACCGUCAGCCCCAUCGUUGCACAGGCACUGCAGGCUUCACGUGGACACCUAUCACAGGACGCACCACAGAAGGGCCGUCACAGCUUAGACUCUUCUCAGAGACGUGACAUGCUGGGAGAAACGCCUCUACAGGGCCCAAGCUCUGUGUUUGAACUGAUUGGGAGUAAGGACCGAGAGCGGCUGAACGAAAUCCGCGGUGUAGGCAAGGAGCAGAAUAAGUCUGUGUUAAACCUUUCCUCAGCUGAAGAUCGAGCCGUUGUGGUGGCUUCGGCUAAAGCUGCUGCUCUACAGGCCAUGUCCAGCCGUUUCCAGUCAACCACCUCUCCAGCCGAAACUCAGGCUUCCUCUGAAACACAGAUGGCUUUGAACGCUUGGUCUGGUCCCACUGCAGAUGUCGGCAAAACCUUUAAACCUUUUGCAAAAAAUCCCCAGAAACAGGCUCGCUAUGAUCUGUACAUCAACAAACUCAAAAAGGGUGAUAAAGAUGCCCUGGAGUUGAGUCUGGACACUUCCAUGACGGAGUGGGAGAGAGGGAGAGAAAGGGAUGAAUUUGUGCGUUCUGCAUUACUCUAUAAGCCCAGCAACUCUUCUCUCUCCUCACGCUUCACACGCAGCAAACAUGAGGAUGAUACAGACAGUGUUGAGGUCACACGGGAUCAAGAGAAUGAUGUGGAUGACAAGCAGGCUGCUGUGAAGAUGAAGAUGUUUGGAAAGCUGACCAGAGACACAUUUGAGUGGCACCCUGAUAAACUAUUGUGUAAAAGGUUCAAUGUUCCAGACCCUUACCCAGGGUCCAGUUCUGUGGGAAUGCCUAAAAUAAAGCGAGAUAAGUACUCGGUUUUUAACUUCCUGACAAUAACUGAUGGCAGCCAGGUCAGCAGAGAGGCUUCGAGUCCUUCCAGCUCCAGCACAACCCUUCCCCAUUUGACUCCAGAAGUCAAGAAGAAAUCCAGGUGGGACGAAGCAGAGCGGGUAUCUGAACAUAAAGACCCACUUGGUGCGUUCCUCAGUGAAACACGCAGUGAGGUUUCAGUGGCCAAGCAAAUGGAAGCUGGGGCCAAGAACCAGACCGACUCUUCACAAGCUUCUGCCAGUCCAGAGGUGAAAGUGACCCAGUCCGAUGGGAAGGAGACCGAGCCAAAGACUGAGGAGGAGGAGAAGGAAGAGGAUGAAGAAGAAGUGAGGCCUCCUAUGGAUCUCUUUAAAGCCAUCUUUGCCAGCUCUUCGGAUGAGAAGAGCUCCUCUUCAUCUGAAGAGGAUAGUGAAGAAGAAGAGGUGGCCCCUUCAACAUCUGAACCAAUCCAGAUCAGUGCAGAGACCCUCAACCCACCCGUCUCAACUCCGAGCAAGCCAUCUGCUGAAACAUCUACAGCACAAAAUACCCAGUCCUCCUCCCGUAGUGCUCCUGAUAAACCACAAGACCUGGAUGAAGAGGAGUUUGGCCCCAGACUGCCACCUCCUGGAUUUAUCCCACCUGCACACUCGCCGCAGCUGAAGAAACAAAAGAAGAAAGAUAAAGAGAAACACAAAGCCAAGAAACACAAAAAAGAGAAAAAGAAGAAAAAGAACAAGAAACAUAAGCAUAAAGGGAAACAGAAGAAGAGGGUUGACGAGUCUAAUAGCAGCUCAGACGACACAGACUCCAACAGUGAAGAUGAAAAUCGAGUUGUGUCUACUAGUGAACUGCUCCAGAGGUUAAAAAACAUCAGGAACAAGAGAUAGAAUGUGUCUGAAGAACCAAGAGUGAAGAGUUUGUCUUACAGAAACUUCAAGAUGAAUACUAAUUUUGUGUGUGUGUGAGAGUGUUGGUACAUUUAAGUGUACCUAAUUGGCCAAUGUGUUUUGAUUGCAGAUGUUUUUUUAAUUACAGAUUCAUAAAAAAAAAAAACAGAAGAUAAGUGAUUAUUAUAAUAAAAUGUCAACCAGCUGUACUCAAA
This is a messenger RNA of Carassius auratus (goldfish), 3176 nucleotides long. It is a transcript of the gene gpatch1, whose product is annotated as G patch domain containing 1. Gene Ontology annotation, molecular function: RNA binding. NCBI's taxonomy places the organism in Eukaryota, Metazoa, Chordata, Actinopteri, Cypriniformes, Cyprinidae. Gene Ontology annotation, biological process: mRNA processing. Gene Ontology annotation, cellular component: nucleus. The transcript has 18 exons. The record is from RefSeq and is a predicted model, not a curated record. Bases 82 to 2961 code for a protein of 959 amino acids.